This is a messenger RNA of Centruroides sculpturatus (bark scorpion), 726 nucleotides long. RefSeq lists its product as uncharacterized. The transcript is spliced from 6 exons. The coding region runs from base 1 to 576 and encodes 191 amino acids. The record is from RefSeq and is a predicted model, not a curated record. Lineage: Eukaryota; Metazoa; Arthropoda; Arachnida; Scorpiones; Buthidae.
AUGGAAAAAGAAGUAAAGAAUGAUGGGAUAGCGCAGAAACGUAUACUUCUCUUAAAGGGAGAAAGGAAGAAGAAGGGAAGAAAAAAAAACAGAGUCGGUUACGAGCCCGAAGGCUUCACUUGGACUUUAAUAUUAGUUCCCGAAGGCAGAAAGAACGGGAUUUAUCGUGAUAUUCUAACUCACGCUCGAUCUCGUGAUUCUCUAAUAUCUCGCGUUAUUAACGGUUAUGGUAAUAAAGUUGAAAUGGGUUUUGAAAAGUUUCGUGGUACUUAUCCUGGAUGGGAUCCUGAAAUGAACAAUUUCAGAAAGAUAUUUUCUUUCCGCACAAUGAGAAAACACCCAGAGCUUAUUCCAUUAGUAUUUGUUACAACAGUAGCUAUGACUGGAAUGGCCUCUUCGAUUUUAUAUCAUAUAUUUUAUAACUUAGAUGCAAGAUUUAUAAAAGGAGACUAUCCAAGAUGGGAAAUGGUGGAUCCUGAGAAACCACAGAAGUUGAUUACGAUCAACCAAAAAUGGGAACGAAUUCCCGAAUUGGAUGAACUUCGCAGCAUUAUUGGGCCUUACAAACCAAAGUAAUUACAUUGAAACAAAUUAGAAAUUCGUGAAUUUUAUCAGCAUUUGUUUGGUGUAUUUAUAUUUAUUUAUUUUGUACAGUUGCUUCCUGAAUUUUAAACUAAAUAAUAAAUAUGUAAUACUUUUAAGUUAUAAAAAUGUAUUUAAUAAAUU